AUGGCGUGUGCCCGUGGUUGCCAUGGCAUCGCCGCCUUUUUGCUCGUCAGUCUGACCGUUGGGCUGCUGACCCUCGCAAAAAAUCUCAGCCAUCCGAAGAUGCCCAAAAGCGCAGGCCCACGCAGUGACAGACGACUGACUUCCAAGAGUGCAAUUGAAGCAGAGACAGUGCCCUCAACCAGCAAUCAUGUGAUGGCGCAGGAUCAGAGCGUUUCGACAAUGCACCGACGUUUGACUACAGUCGAAGUGAACACCCUUUAUUCAAACUAUGGUGCUUUCGCUGCAAAGAUGUCGGACGGCAGUGUCGUAACUUGGGGUGAUUCGUCCUAUGGUGGUGACUCAAGUUCUGUGACUAGCCAGCUGGAAGCAGGUGUUGAGUUGGUUUACUCAACUUGGUAUGCCUUUGCUGCAGUCAAGUCGGAUGGCAGUGUUGUGACUUGGGGGCAUUCGUCCUAUGGUGGUGACUCAAGUUCUGUGACUGCUGAGCUGGCGUCCGGUGUUGUGGAGAUCUAUUCUGGCAACGAAGUCUUCGCAGCCAAAAAGGCGGACGGCAGUGUGGUGACUUGGGGUGAGUCCUCCUAUGGUGGUGACUCAAGUUCUGUGACCAGCGAGCUGGCGUCAGGUGUUGAGAAGAUCUUCUCUAAUAGUUUUGCUUUCGCUGCAAUCAAGUCGGACGGCAGUGUCGUGACUUGGGGUUAUGCAUCCUAUGGCGGUGACUCAAGUUCCGUGACUAGCAAGCUGGCGUCAGGUGUUGUGGAGAUCCGUUCUACUGACGCCGCCUUCACAGCCAAAAAGUCGGACGGCAGUGUCGUGACUUGGGGUUAUUCAUCCCAUGGUGGUGACUCAAGUUCCGUGACAAGCCAGCUGACGUCCGGUGUUGUUGAGAUCUAUUCCGACACCUCUGCCUUUGCUGCAAUCAAGUCGGAUGGCAGCGUCGUAACAUGGGGUGAUUCGUCCCAUGGUGGUGACUCAAGUUCUGUGACUGCUGAGCUGGCAUCAGAUGUUGAGACGAUCUAUUCGGCUUGGUACGCCUUUGCUGCAGUCAAGUCGGAUGGCAGUGUUGUGACUUGGGGUGAUUCGUCCUAUGGUGGUGACUCAAGUUCUGUGACUAGCGAGCUGGCGUCGGGUGUUGCGGAGAUCCAUUCGACUAGGAACGCCUUUGCUGCAAGAAAAUCGGACGGCAGUGUCGUGACUUGGGGUCUCUCGGCCUUUGGUGGUGACUCAAGUUCAGUGAGCAGUGAACUCGGAUGGGGCGUUGUGGAGAUCUAUUCGACACUCUUUGCUUUUGCUGCAAUCAAGUCGGAUGGAGGUGUCAUUUCGUGGGGUUCUGCGGCCAACGGCGGCGAUUCCAGCGCAGUAGUAUGGGGCACUAUUACAACUUCGUCGGCAGCAUCCACCGAGACAACUACGGCCUCGACCACCACCACAUUCAGUAAGACAACUACAGCCUCAACCAGUUCGACGACCAGAACCACUUCCAGUCAGACAGCCACGACAUCGACCAGUUCAAGUGGCACUACUUCCAGUUCCACUGAGACAGCCACGACGUCGACCAGUUCAAGUGGCACUACUUCCAGUUCUACUGAGGCCAGGUUUUUUGCUUGGUUUGCCCUGCCAGGUUUGGCUUGGGCAACAUUUGCAAAACAAUGCAAAACACAUCGAAACUUGUGA
Molecule: messenger RNA, 1671 nt
Organism: Durusdinium trenchii
Lineage: Eukaryota; Dinophyceae; Suessiales; Symbiodiniaceae
Source: the annotation of a GenBank genome assembly